This is a messenger RNA of Folsomia candida, 2337 nucleotides long. RefSeq names its product hydroxypyruvate reductase. The record is from RefSeq and is a predicted model, not a curated record. Gene Ontology annotation, molecular function: phosphoglycerate dehydrogenase activity; NAD binding. Lineage: Eukaryota; Metazoa; Arthropoda; Collembola; Entomobryomorpha; Isotomidae. Bases 251 to 1888 code for a protein of 545 amino acids. The transcript is spliced from 11 exons.
ACUCCACCAUUCCAUAUCUGGUUGUUGGUCAGAUAGGCAGAUUUUGUUAAGCAAAGCUCCUUUAGUUAAAGUUAGUAAGACUCCCACUGCAUUUUAUUAUCAGCACUAAUUUAAUAAGCCUUGUGUCUGCCUGGUGCCUGCCUCUGUAGAGAAUUGAUUAACUCAUAAAACUAAACUGUGUGCAACCAACUCCCAACACACACAUUUUGGAAAAUAGUAUUCACAUUACCUACAAUUCACCACUGACGCUAUGCCUUCAGCAAGGAUUCUCAUUACCGACCCUGUCGACACGGUCUGCGCCAACUAUUUACAAAAGAAUGGACUUCACGUCGACCAAAUCAAGUUGACAAAGGAGCAGCUAAUCGAAAAUAUUAAGAACUAUGACGGCCUAAUUGUUCGAUCAGAGACAAAGGUCACUGCCGAUAUCUUGGCAGCUGCAACUGGUCUCAAGGUCGUGGGAAGGGCAGGAACCGGUGUGGACAAUGUCGACUUAGAAGCUGCGACCAAGAAGGGCAUCUUGGUUAUGAACACUCCGGGUGGGAAUACGCUCAGUGCAGCCGAACAUACGUGUGCCUUGAUUGCUUCAAUGGCAAGAAACAUUCCACAAGCCUGUGCAAGCUUGAAGCAGGGCGCAUGGGAUAGAAAACUUUAUUCUGGACAUGAAUUAAGUGGAAAGACUUUGGCAAUUUUGGGUCUUGGAAGGAUCGGAAAAGAAGUCGCUCUACGAAUGCAAUCAUAUGGGAUGAAGACAAUUGGUUACGACCCCAUUAUUCCGGCUGAAGUCACCGCCCAAUUUGGUGUGGAAAGCAUGGACUUGGAAAAAAUUUGGCCGGUGGCUGACUACAUCACGGUGCAUGUCCCUCUCAUCCCUCAAACUAAACAUCUUAUCAAUGAUGAAGUGUUCAAGAAAUGCAAACCUGGAGUCAAAGUGGUUAACGUGGCGAGAGGUGGAAUUAUCGAUGAACUAAGCCUACUGAAAAACUUGAAGAGUGGCCUUUGUGGUGGAGCUGGUCUAGACGUUUUCGUAGAAGAGCCAGUAAAGAGUGAAUAUUACAAAGAGUUGCUUGCCCAUCCAAAGAUGGUCUGCACUCCGCAUCUCGGUGCAAGCACUUCUGAAGCUCAGUUGCGUGUCGCUGAAGAAAUUGCUGAACAGUUUGUCUCCUUCUUCAAAGGUGAAGGUUUCGUCGGAGCUGUAAACGCAGGAAGUCUUCUGACAGCUAUGGAGGCACAAAACGUGAAAUGGGUGAACUUGGGGCGGUCACUCGGGAUCUUUUCAUCCAUUUUGGGAUCCGUGAGCAAAUUUGACAUUAUAACUCAUGGCUCUGACACACCUGACAUCAAGUUUUUGGAGAGCGCCGUAGUGUCUGGAUAUCUUGUUGGCGAAUUAAAUGAUGAGUCCAUCAAUUUAAUUAACGCUGGUUCUAUCGCCAUUGACAAGGGAAUACAAUGCACAGUAAACAAAGGACCCCCGCCUUCUCCCCCUUCUAUGAAGUCCCUUAGGAUAGUGGCUACAACGAACAAGGGGAUUUUCACCUUAAUCGGACGAGUCGGUAGUGACACCCUUGGAUUGCUAACUGAAAUUAAUAACAACAUUUUCGCUGGGGGAUUGCCUUUGGAUGGAACUAUGGUAUUCUUCACUGGAAACUUAACCCCGCCUGGGACUUGUUUCGCUCGCAUUGAUGAGGCCUUAGCCCAAAAGGAUUUAACGGCGAUUUCCGUCUUCCGAUCCAAUACUGUCGGACAGAUUGGAUGGUACGCUGCGAGAUUGGCAGAUGAUCUAUCGGAAAGGGUCGAGUUAUUGUCUUCAGACGAUUUCCGAUACUUGGGUUGUAGGAACUUUUUAUAUCAUUCAUACGCCCUCUCAAAGGAUUCUUCUGAUGAGGACUGAGAUUAUUUGUGACAUGACCAACUGUGACUACUAAUUCCACUUUUGCUUCCAUUAUAUUAAUACAUGCUAGAAGGGCUUAUAGUUCAUAUGUUAUAUAUUUUUGCCAAUGGGAAUCUAAGUUACUUUAUGAGAUUUAUUGUGUGCCUACAUAUGUACAUGUGUACUUCCAUAAUUAUUGUCGUACCCCUUAUUUAUAAUUUGGUCCAAAUUAAUUUAAUUUUGAGGUAUGUAUGUAUAAGCAAUGUGUCUUUGAAUUGAUCUGUGUAGUGUAACAAUUCGCAAAUUCAUUCAAGUACUCAUAUGUAUCAUAUCACAUGAUUGAUGCAUAUAUUCAUACAUCGAAUCCAAUCAAUGCCUAUCUAACAAGAAUGUGAAUCAUUAGUGCAUUAUAAAACUAUUAAUAUCAAUUCCAAGGUGCUUUAAUAAAAUAAAAUUUAAUAUCAACAUUA